CUCAUGGCGGCAACAUCAACUGCUACCCUUCCAUUUUUCUCGCCUCCCACAACUAACCCUCAUAAACCCAACAAAACCCUUCAAUAUCCCAACUUUUUCAGACCCUGUUCUGCUCUCAAGAGAAACCCCAUCAGCCUUUGCAGGUCUGUAACUCAAAGGCAGAACCUUUACUUUGGCUCAAGAAUUUCUAAUGUGAGAGCUGUAGCACCAAAGCUUGCCCACAAAGGUUUGGCUGGUUCUGGGUUGAUGAGUGGUGGCAGCGAUUUUGAAACAGACGCGGAAUUGGAACAGAACAAUCUGAAUAAGGAUGCCACCAUUGAUUUACAACUCCCAAGAAGAAGCCUGCUUGUGAAGUUUACAUGUGAUUUGUGUAAUGAAAGAACAAGCAAACUAGUGAACCGAUUGGCCUAUGAAAAGGGGCUUAUUUAUGUGCAGUGUGCAGGGUGCCUGAAGUAUCAUAAGUUAGUUGAUAAUCUCGGCCUUGUCGUUGAGUAUGACUUAAGAGGGGAUAUGGAUUUGGACUCAAAUGCAGAUGAAGUUUAGUGUGCAUUUGAAUUCGUUGUGGUAUUCGAGUUACU
Argentina anserina (silverweed cinquefoil) is the source of this 578-nucleotide messenger RNA. RefSeq lists its product as uncharacterized. Bases 4 to 543 code for a protein of 179 amino acids. Lineage: Eukaryota; Viridiplantae; Streptophyta; Magnoliopsida; Rosales; Rosaceae. Gene Ontology annotation, molecular function: zinc ion binding; protein-folding chaperone binding. The transcript is spliced from 4 exons. Gene Ontology annotation, cellular component: mitochondrion. Gene Ontology annotation, biological process: protein stabilization; protein folding; protein import into mitochondrial matrix. The record is from RefSeq and is a predicted model, not a curated record.